This is a messenger RNA of Chara braunii, 2367 nucleotides long. The record is from the annotation of a GenBank genome assembly. Lineage: Eukaryota; Viridiplantae; Streptophyta; Charophyceae; Charales; Characeae.
GGGAAGUGCAUUCAUCCCUGUGUCAGAUGCUAACGAAGAGGCUCUUGCGUGUGGAAAUACUACGUGACGCAGGGGCAGAGGGCCGGGGCAUGGGAGAAGAUGCACAUGGACCGGAAGUUGAGAUGCAACCUAUGCAAGCACAUCUGGCAAGGGAACGUGUCGAAGGCCGCACGCCACUUUGUUCAAAAGAAGAGAUGCCACACAACAAUGAUGGACAUGCUAGUCGACAUAUGGAAUGGAAGGGACUACACUUUCGCGUCGGAGAAUGUGUCGUCCAUUCUGUCUUACAUGGAGGACAAGGGGAUCAGGGAUGCACGAUCAGUUAUGGGCCGUCCCUGGACACGAGUGCCGCCAUCUACUACAUCAGGGGACGAGGUACAGGACGUCCUGGACGAGGCGGACGAGCGCAAGAUGUGUGCACAGAGCCACGAGGGGGCUGGUUUGUCAGGCGGUGUAGAUUUCAAGGGCGAGGAGGUUGUGUUAACUUUGUGUGGGGCAGGGCCGAAGGAAAAGGGGAAGAGGAAGGUGGUGGACGGGGAUGGCGUUCCAACUGCACCGGGGAAGAGGGUUAGAAAGAGCUGGAUUGACGAGGUAUACAACGCGGAGAAGCUGUCCAAGUUUUGCGACAAGUUUCUCCAGUGGGUGUACGAUGUCGACAUUUCGUUCAACGCCUUUAAGAGACCGCCUUGGAGGAAGAGGGCUAAGGUGGCGACCUUGCUUAGAGAGGUGCGAGAGGCUUUCGUUCAUAGUGGCGUGACCAUGUUGUCCGACGACAAGAAGUCUCGCGAUGCACGACCGAUCGUGAACUUCCUCGCAGUCGGCGCCAAUGGUGCACUACUGUACUCCACCAUAUGCCAUGACGGUCUAGUUCGCGAGACUGGUGCCAUUGUCCAUCGCAGCUCGACCCACGUUUGCAACUUGAUGUUGUCAGACAUCGGGACACGAGUGGAGUGGGCGAGGGACACGAUCAUCUGUGCUCGAGCGUUGGUGCGAUUCAUCAAAUCGCACGGAGCGGUCCUUGCUUUGUACAAGAGGAAGAGUUCUCAUGUUUCUCCCAUACAGCCGGUAGAAACACGUUUUGCAUCGUUUUUUUUUUUGUCGACGUGUUUGGCUGGGAGACGCAACACGUUGCAGUCUAUGUUGCACGACAACGAGUGGGCUAGCAUUCCUUGGGAGCGGAGUCUCCUGCCGCAGGCUCAGUGGGUGUGCCUUCAGAUUCGCGACAGUCAGUUCUGGCGUCUGUUGGAGUUUGCCAUCCUUAUGAUGGAGCCUGUCCAUCAACUUUCGCGGCGGAUGGACAGAGGAGGGAUGAUGAUGUCCAUCCUGUACGAGUGGAGUCAACAUCUUGUUCGGCUGAUGAAGCAGUCGACGGUACCACCAGAUCUUCUAUCGCCGUGUGUGCGAGAGGUUGAGAUGCGCCUGAUGCAUCUCUUGGAGCCUGCCCACGCCGCUGCCCAUCUCCCCAAGCCCCGCCGACAGUCUAUGCGGUACUAUGAGUUCCUCCAUACGACACCGGAGGACGCCGAGGUUGUACAAGAGUGCGAUCGUUUUCUGCUUGCGCAGACAGGGGGGGAUCCGACAGGCAGGGAUUACCUCCUCGUGCGCGAGCAGAUUCGUCGUUUCCACACUCGGAGAGGCGAUUGGGGUGAUCGUUUGUUGUGUGGCACUGAGGCCCCAAAUUGCGACAGGGACGACGAGACCACACGUUGUGCGGUGUGGUGGUUCGCCCAUUGGGGAGCCCACCCAGAGUUGCGUGCCAUCACUAUCCAUGUGAUGCACAUGUGGACGCCCGCCUCUCCUCCGGAGAGGAAUUGGGCGGAGCAUGAGCGCAUUCAUACGACCAAGCGAAACAAGCUUGGCUUCGCCAAGGUGGCACAACUGGUUGAGAUUAUGACUAAUCGAAAACUGGCUUCAUGCAGGCAACACGGUGUCGGGUAUGUUCUGCCUUGGAUUAUGGAUGGUCACGAGGACACGAGACCUCAUGGGCCUACAGGCGAGGACGAGGAGGACGCUGACCCGGAGCCAGAGGCUUGGGGGGCGAGACCGGCGGGGACCGUUAGCGAUGCCGAGCUGAGGAGGCAGGUUGACGUGUUCGCACGCGACGACACAACCCGUCCGCGAGAGAUGCGUGUCGUAUUUUGGGAGAUGGCAGCCAUAUUGCUACCUUUCGUCCAUGUGCCUCCUCCUGCACAGGACACCGUCGUUGAGGGUUUGCAGGCCGGGGAGGACGAUUGGACGGACCCAGAGGACCUUGCGUCGGGCGGGGACAGGUCUGCGAAGCAGGUGUAAUUCACGUACGGCGGAGGAUUGGAUGGGCUUGCACCACGGACAUCAGUCAUCACCGAUGAUGGCCUAGGCCGGACAGAG